ACUCUUUUUGUGAUCGACUCCCGGCCCCACUGUCAUGCGCACCAAAGAGCAGAGAAACGGAGAGAACGAAAACGAAGUAUUGUUCUUUCUCAGAGGUGGUUAUAAUCGUCAGGAAUGAGCUGUAGCUAGUUCCGGGAGUUUGAUCAGUGUGUGAGGGUCUGAUAGCUGUGUGUGUGUGUGUGUGUGUGUGUGUCCCGCCGUGCACCAUGGCGUUCAUCAGAAAAAAGGAGCGCUGCAAAGAGAGGUUUUCACUGCUCUUACUAGACCUGGAGGAAUAUUACUUUGAACAGUACACUGCAUACAAAGUGGCUGGACUCCCAAACAGAAACAUUCGAGGCUCUUUAAAGAUCUGUUCCAAAUCAGUCAUUUUUGAGCCAGAUGAGAUAGUGGAGCCUAUUUUAAAGAUCCCACUCAAAGACUGCCGGCGGAUAGAAACAGUGGAGGAGAAUGAGUCCAACCCUUUUAAAGAAACCAAGCCAGCAUCUCUGCUUAUGGAAACCAAACAGGUUUUUCUCAUUAAAGAGGGGAAUGCUGUUGCUCCUUACAAAUAUGAAAGGGGAGAAAGAAGUGUCAUAUUCCAGCUGGAGAUACCCAGAAAAACAGAAGAUGUUGUCCAGACGCUGCUGCAGUUACAUAGAGCAUCACGUCUGGACAAGCUGGGGGACCAGACCGCCAUGAUCGCUGCAAACUUGCAAUCCAGGUUGGCGAGAACAUCUUUCGAUAAGAACAGCUUUCAGAGUGUGUCUGAGAGGCCUCAUAUGGAGUGUAUGGCUGAGAUGGUGACCCCUCUGGUAACCAACCCUGGCCAUGUCUGCAUCACAGACCACAACCUGUACUUCCAGCCCCUUAAUGGUUACCCUAAUUCAGUGGUGCACAUUGGGCUCCACAGUGUCCGGCGCAUCUAUAAGAGAAGACAUGGCCUGAGACCACUGGGGCUGGAGGUGUUUUGUACAGAGACUGAUCUGUGUUCAGAUAUCUACCUAAAGUUCUACAAUACCGAAGACAGAGAUGAACUUUACUAUUACAUCGGCACUUUCCUAGAGAACCACAUAGCAGAGCACACAGCAGAGAGUUACAUGCUACAGUGGCAGAGAGGCCACAUCUCCAACUACCAGUACCUGCUGCACCUUAACAACCUGGCAGACCGCAGCGUUAAUGACCUCUCACAAUAUCCUGUGUUUCCUUGGGUCCUCAGCGACUACACUAGCCCACAACUAGAUCUGUUGAACCCUGCCUCUUUUCGGGACCUCAGUAAACCUGUGGGAGCUUUAAACAAAGAGAGACUGGAAAGGCUACUGGAGCGUUACAAGGACAUGCCUGAACCUCGUUUCAUGUAUGGUAGUCAUUACUCCUCUCCUGGAUACGUUCUCUUCUACCUUGUUAGAGUGGCUCCGGAGCAAAUGCUAUGCUUGCAGAACGGUCGUUUUGACCACGCAGACCGAAUGUUCAACAGUAUUGGAGAUACCUGGAAGAACUGCUUAGAGGGAGGCACUGACUUUAAAGAGUUGAUUCCUGAGUUCUAUGGAACAGACUCCAGUUUUCUGAAGAACAUGCUGGGGUUAAAUCUGGGUCGGAGGCAGGGUGGAGGGCGAGUAGAUGAUGUGGAGCUUCCUCCUUGGGCUACAGAUGUGGAAGACUUUCUGCAGAAGAUGCGCUCUGCAUUGGAGAGUCAGUUUGUGUCAGAGAAUUUGCACGAGUGGAUCAAUUUGAUCUUUGGUUACAAACAGAGAGGGAGUGAAGCUGUUGCAGCCCACAAUGUUUUUCAUCCAUUAACAUAUGAAGGUGGCAUUGACUGUGACAGUAUCGAGGACCCAGAUCAGAAGAUAGCGAUGCUAACACAGAUACUAGAGUUUGGUCAGACUCCUCGACAGCUUUUCACCAAACCUCAUCCUCAACGCAUCACACCUCGAUUCCACAACGUCUCUGCAGGGAGCACAUCUCCCAAUGACCUCUCGCCAGGUUCUCCCAGUAUGGAAUCGUUUGAGGAUCUGACGGAGGAAAGUAAGACACUUGCCUGGAGCAACAUGAACAGACUCACACUGCAGUCCAGUCACAAGAUACACAAAGAGCCAGUGACAGGAAUUGCAGUGACUUUCAGUGGUGUGUCCGUUUUCACAACAUCUCAAGACUCUACCUUAAAGAUGUUUUCUAAGGAAAGCAGUGCACUACAGAGGAGUAUGUCCUUUUCCAACAUGGCUUUGUCCUCUUGUGUCAUAUUGCCUGAGGAUAAAACCGUGGUUUGUUCUUCAUGGGAUAAUAAUGUGUACUUUUAUUCAAUAGCGUACGGCAGGAGGCAGGACACACUCAUGGGUCAUGAUGAUGCUGUGAGUCAAGUUUGCUGGAGAGACAACCAGCUCUACACAGCAUCAUGGGACUCGACUGUAAAGGUGUGGAAGUGUGUAGCUGCAGACAUUUCCAAUAAUAAGAGGACACAGUUUUUGCUGCUGGCUGAGUUGGAGCACGAGGCAGGGGUUAACACUAUAGCCCUAAGUCCUGCUGGUACACUCUUGGCAUCAGGCACAAAAGAGGGCACCCUCAGCGUUUGGGAUGUUGCCAGCUUCUCCCUCCUGCAUCAGCUCACCUGUCAUUCUGGAAAGAUCCACCAAGUGGCCUUUAGUCCUGACAGUCGAAACAUCCUGAGUAUUGGUGAGGAUUUGUAUUUGAAGGUUACAGACGUACAGACAGGCACAACACUGUCUGCCGUUCUUGCAGAGGAAGAACAGAGGUGUUUCUGUUGGGACGGCAGCAUUGUGUUGUCUGGAGGUCAGUCAGGGAACCUGCUCAUCUGGGAUCUCCUUACUAGCAAGAUUACACACAGGAUCCAAGCUCACUCUGGUCCUGUCUCUUGCAUUUGGAUGAAUGAGCAGUGCAGCACUGUCAUUACAGGAGGGGAAGAUAAACAGAUCAUGUUCUGGAAACCCCAGUAUUAAGACACAUACACACACACAUACACAAAUAUUACUACAACUAAAUGUGCUGGACACAAGAAUUCAGUUUGAAGCCUGAGGUACUUUUUCACCCACCUGCUCUAUAGACCUGUGAGCAUAAAUAUGAUCUUGAGCAGUUAGUACAUUUCUGCUACACAUCUGAAAGCUGUUAAAGAAACUGAAUCAGGAACGAUUUUACUGAUGCUCUUAUUACAAUGAAAGGGUUUUUUUUGGAGAUAUUUAAAGUCUACCAUGCUCUUGAUGCCUUUUUAUUGUUUUAUAUUAUUGUUUUAUCACUCUCAUUUUUAUUAGGAAGAAAUAUGCCAUGUUUAUAAAUGAGUGCGUUGUGGAAUAGGGGGCUGUAUGUCAUGGAUCCGUAUACCUCAUUUACCUGCAGAAAUAUAAAUAUUAAUUACCCAUGAACUGUUUAAUGGAGGGAGUUGUGUUAUAAAGUCCAACUAUUUACAAAAUUCCGGUCUCACAAUUUGUACGGAUGCUUCGAAAGGUUUCUGAAUGUCAGCAACUGCAUGUUUUGUUUUCUUUGUUUAUUUUAGUUGAAUAAAAUGAUCACUGGUUAUAUUUAUGCUCACAAUAAAAACACACUGCAAAAGAUUUGUACAAUAAUUAUCUUACAGCAGCUGGCUUUUUUUUUUUUGAAGAAAAUCUUAAAGAAAAGAAAUCUUAAAGAAAAGCUUAAAGUUUUAAUUUGAAGAAAAUCUGGACAAAAUUGAUUGGAAUUUGUGCAAACUAUAAUAUAAUGACGCUGUUGCCGUAUUAAUAAAACUAGUGCCGUAUAAAGUAAAGAGAAUUGAAAACAUUUUUUACACAUCUAACUACAUGUAGAACAUGUAUCACUGCAUGCACAUCAGCCAAGUGUUCAUGCUGUGCACUUUACUGCUGUUAUUAGUAUAAAUCGUUGCUGUAUUGAGAGUCAUAAAAACUGGCCUUGGAGCUGCAGUAGAUUAAAUAGAUUCCAGUUUCAUGCUAUUUCAAUUAUGUCCAGUCAUGUACAACAUUAUGACCUUUUAUGUAACUCUUCAUGCAGUCUAGAUGAAGUACGCUGCCCAUACUGCAGGAAACUAUAGGAUUUGUUUUUCCUUUUCACAUGUUUUUAGGUUUCCAUAUUGAAUUUCACAGGCGUCUUUAGUUAAACCUUAUGCUUUUUUUUUUUACCUGUACAUUUAAGAAGCAGCAAAAAACGAUGCCUCUAUAUACUCAUGUUUAUUACGUAUAAAUCGACCGCUAUCAAGCCAUUUAGAGUAAUCCACCACGUUCAGCAAUACUUAUGCAAACAUGAAAAACUCCUCUUGUGUGUGUGUAUAUAUGUACACAUAUAAAUAUACAUGCACACACUGAUCUUUAUUUUAUAUUUAUAUCUUAGUAAGAUCUUAGAUUUUUGAUAGCUAGAAAAGUAAAUAAAAAAUGAAGCAAUACGUGUAAAAAUGAAAAGAAUGGUUAUUGUGCAAUAAUAAUAAUAAUAAUAAUAAAAGACAUGAGACCUGUUCAAUUGUA
This is a messenger RNA of Hemibagrus wyckioides, 4439 nucleotides long. It is a transcript of the gene nsmaf, whose product is annotated as neutral sphingomyelinase (N-SMase) activation associated factor. The transcript has 31 exons. The record is from RefSeq and is a predicted model, not a curated record. Gene Ontology annotation, molecular function: protein binding. Lineage: Eukaryota; Metazoa; Chordata; Actinopteri; Siluriformes; Bagridae. The coding region runs from base 207 to 2930 and encodes 907 amino acids.